Molecule: messenger RNA, 2544 nt
Organism: Acanthaster planci (crown-of-thorns starfish)
Lineage: Eukaryota; Metazoa; Echinodermata; Asteroidea; Valvatida; Acanthasteridae
Biological process (GO): anterior/posterior pattern specification; regulation of transcription by RNA polymerase II
Cellular component (GO): nucleus
Molecular function (GO): RNA polymerase II cis-regulatory region sequence-specific DNA binding; DNA-binding transcription factor activity, RNA polymerase II-specific
Source: RefSeq, a predicted model, not a curated record
UGGGUUGUACAGUAACGGCUGCACACCAGUCCACAUAGUGGCGAUUUGUCAGCAGUUAAGUGGGGCCACAUCGCUUACCAAUAGCUGAACGGCAACUGGGACUCCAUAAAUCCAUCGCAUAAACAUCCCAACUGGACAAUUACAUCUUGAGGUCGCUCUGUGAUUGGCUGAGGGUACGCCAUCCAGCCUGGAAGACAGCCAUCUUGGGCCAUACAAAGGCCGCUCCACUGACAGCAGUAAAUCCACAAAUUCCUCAAGCCAGAAAAGCCAUAAAACGGGCAAAACGAGGUCACAAAUCAAUCUCUCAAAUGAGCCAAUACUUUCUCAAGUCGCUGUUCGAGAAAUAUCAGCCGGGGGAGUCAUGGUUUCCGAGCGGUUUCGAGCCGGUGGCGCCCAGUCGGGGAGCGUUAGUGGGGGACGGGGCGGCUCCAGCCGGCUGGCGAUGCGGGGCCGGCGUGGCCAGCGGCCCGUAUGGAUCCUACGAUAAUUCACCGGCCGCCACGAACUGUAUGGCCGGAGCCGGGCUCAACAGCCAGGCCUUCACAGCCGCUUACAACUACCCAUCCUGUUCUUUCAAUGCCACCUACUCCCAGUCGGGCUACGACAACCAGUUCAAUACGUACGCGGGCGGCUAUGCCACAGCAAACUACCACCAGGGGGCUUGGAACCAUGCAGACAAGGGGCCGACGGCAGGAGUGUUAGAGGGUGCCUGCUACCCGCUACAGAUCAGCAGAGUUACUCAGUUAGAACCUGACAGACAGCACAGUAAGGAUAGCCUUCACCAUUCAAAUAAAGACAAAAAGUCGGACUCUAAUAACGCAACGUACAAAGGUCCCGUUUACGGAUGGAUGAAAAUUCCAGGGACUCAGAUGAUCGGGACGGAUAAAAAGCGCGGCAGGCAGACAUACACGCGGUACCAGACGCUGGAGCUAGAGAAGGAGUUCCACUUCAACCGCUACCUGACCAGGAAGCGGCGCAUCGAGAUCGCUCAGAGCGUCUGCCUGACGGAGCGGCAGAUCAAGAUCUGGUUCCAGAACCGCCGCAUGAAGUGGAAGAAAGAGCAGUGCAGGGACCCGUCCGCGGCCGACGUCUCCCCCGGGAAAACGGAGAAUGAAGACCGGGACGAAGAUGAGGAAGAUGACGAAGACGGAGACGACGAAGAAGAGGACAGCAUGGAGAAGGGACAAUCGGACGAGGAAGGGAAAAAGUGAUGGGUGCCACGCACCGCGCCGACUGUAAAGUUGAAUCCCGAACGUUGCGUCGCAGGAGCGUGCCUUCUGGCUUCUUCGCCUCCCUUCGAAACAGAACAUGGCGGAUGGGGUUGUUCUGGGGCGGUCACGUGACCCGGACGCCUGGUGAAUUUCCCCUCAGAAGGCCGAAUCAUAUUAUAUUGACCGUGUAAUAACCUACACGUCACGCUUGCGAGUAUCGCCCAAGAUAUAUCGACAGUUUCUUGUCCUCUCCCCCACCAAAAAAUUGGCCGCGUGUCGUGUUUCGUUCGCUUGGGAUUUGGUUCUCUAGUGAGAAAUUCAUUAGCUGUCUCCCCCCAUGUUGUAGAGAGUCCUAUCAUAGGUGAAAUGAUGCAGCUGUAUGUGAGUGACAUUUUCCCCCUUUUCUCGGUGAGGAUGAACGGUAGGCUUAUCCCGAAAACGAGAACACAAAGAUUAUUCUGGACCCGUUCCAUUAGUUUUAGUCACGUUGGUCCAAUUUUGUACAAGUUCUUAUGCGCUACUACAAGGUCCCAAUUUGAAAGUUGUUCGUAGCCUACACGUCGAAUAAACUGUAAAGGAGACUAUGCAUGUGGAAUGAUACUGAGUCGGUAAUGCAAAAAAAUAGCGUUUGUUGCAUGCAGUAUCACUUAACUCUAAAAGACACAAAACAAAAUUCAAAACAUUGUGAGUGAUUCAGAUUUACAUAUCCUGCUCACGAUUUGUACAAAAUCCCCCCCUCACUGUUCGUGUAUGUUACAAUUGUAUAGAUCUGCAAAAAAACCAACAAAAACCACACCGUCACGUAUUUCGUAAUAAUAUUGUAUCGAAAAAUGGAAACGUAAUGUUCCUGCCACAUAACAAAAUGAAUACAGCAUGUAUUAAUUUUAGUUGUUCUAAUAUGUAAAAACAAAUAAUUAAAGAGGAAUUAAAAAUCUUUGCAGUCUUUAUUAACUGCAUUGGACAAAUAUCGAACAACUUUGAUGGCUUAAUUAACACUGAAAUUUAAUAUUGAACUAUGAGGCGUUGGAGAAAGAUUUGAAUAGGUCCAUCUGCCUUCAUCAUAGACAUUUAUGAUUAAGUGAAGUUAGUGGGUGAAUGAUACGUUUUAUUUCUCCAACAUAUGCAGCACAAACGAAUGUACACAUCAAGAAGGGAAAAAUGAACCCACACAUGUAGCAGUUACAGUUUCGUUUCGUACUGUUUUUGUACUUCUGAUACAGGUGUUAUACCGGAGACAUUAUAGAUUUAUUAUUCAUGUUUCGAGACUGUCGUGUUUCACAUCAAUCUUGUGCCGGUGGAUAAAAAAAAAACCUAAAUGGGAUUAUGAGUUGUA